Triticum urartu is the source of this 518-nucleotide messenger RNA. Its product is annotated as putative calcium-binding protein CML31. Gene Ontology annotation, molecular function: calcium ion binding. NCBI's taxonomy places the organism in Eukaryota, Viridiplantae, Streptophyta, Magnoliopsida, Poales, Poaceae. The record is from RefSeq and is a predicted model, not a curated record.
CGUGCCGGCAGUGGAGGCCGAGGCACUGGUGGCGUCGGCGGACGCGGACGGCGACGGGCUGCUGUGCGAGGCCGAGUUCCUCGAGCUGGCGCAGCAGGCGGCCUGGGCGAGCGCCGAGGACGAGGACAACGAGCAGAGGACCCGGGCGCUGAGGGAGGCGUUCGGGAUGUACGAGAUGGAGGGGCAGGGGUGCAUCACGCCGGCCAGCCUCGGGCGGAUGCUCAGCAGGCUCGGCACCGAGCCGGGCGAGCGGGGCGCCGGCGAGUGCCGCGCCAUGAUCUGCCGGUUCGACCUCGACGGCGACGGCGUGCUCAGCUUCGACGAGUUCAAGAUCAUGAUGAGCUAGCUACCUAGCUAGCGCGUGGGCCCAAGCAUACAGUACCAGUUUAGUUUCGUCUUGCAUAUAGCCCCUGUGCUCAUUCAUUCAUUCAAUUGUUACGUGGUAGUAGCAGUAGUCCAAAAUUUGUACUCUUGGAGUUGAUGCACAGUAAUUGAUCUAUGUGAAUACCUUUGGUCUC